This is a messenger RNA of Aphanomyces astaci, 417 nucleotides long. RefSeq lists its product as hypothetical. The record is from RefSeq and is a predicted model, not a curated record. Bases 1 to 417 code for a protein of 138 amino acids. Gene Ontology annotation, molecular function: protein binding. NCBI's taxonomy places the organism in Eukaryota, Oomycota, Saprolegniomycetes, Saprolegniales, Verrucalvaceae. The transcript has a single exon.
AUGGACCUGGCAGCAUCGCAAGGCCAGCUACGGGUGCUGGAGUGGUUGCACGCCCAUCGCCGCGAAGGGUGCACGACGCUGGCCAUGGAUUUAGCUGCCAGGAACGGGCACCUAAACGUUUUGAUCUGGCUGCACGAACAUACCCAAGAAGGGUGUUCGACGGGUGCAAUGAACUUGGCCGCGGGGUUUGGUCACGUGAAAGUCCUCAAGUGGCUCCACACCAAUCGAAGCGAAGGGUGCACCAAGAAAGCCAUACGAGCUGUCGCCAAGCACGGACAUUUGAAAGUCGUGAGGUGGCUCCACCAUGUUAUGCACCUCAAGUGCACGUCGAAAGUGCUGGCCUUGGCGACCAGUGGCGAACACUGGGAUGUGGUCGCGUUUGUGACAAGCAAUCUAUGGGAAAACUGCCACUAUUAG